AUGGUCAUUAGCACUGAUGCGGUCAUCGGUUCAGACAAACAAAAGGCAGCGUUAUGGAUUCGAAUUCAAAAAAGUUUUGAGCAACACGUUAAUGGUGCUGGUACACCUAAAAGAAAUCAUAUCGCCUGCUUGAAUCGUUGGUCCAUUAUGCAACAAAUAAUUACCAAAUUUUCUGGAUGCAUGGCCCAGAUCGAAAGGAAUUACCUCAGUGGACAAGACAAUGAGUACAAGAUGACAGCAGCGAAAGAGUUGUUUGCUCGUCAAAAUAACACAAAAUUUAAGUUUGACAGUUGUUGGAACAAUUUGAAGAGCAACAAUAAGUGGCAUUUACAUACAACGACACCAAGUUCGGUUGAAGGAUCGGCGCACAUAAGCGAAAAUGAUCCGAUGAAUAUUGAAGAAUGUCAUCGACCAGAAGGACAAAAAGCAGCGAAGCAGAGGCGAAAUAAGGAUAAAAGAUAA
Messenger RNA from Cornus florida, 462 nucleotides. RefSeq names its product glutathione S-transferase T3-like. NCBI's taxonomy places the organism in Eukaryota, Viridiplantae, Streptophyta, Magnoliopsida, Cornales, Cornaceae. The transcript is spliced from 3 exons. Bases 1 to 462 code for a protein of 153 amino acids. The record is from RefSeq and is a predicted model, not a curated record.